UAUACAUAUAUCUAAUUAAGGAAAAACCAAAAAUUAUCACAUCAAUCUUCCUAAUCAUGUUUUGCAAUAGAUUUUUCUUCUUUCUAUAAAUUGCAAAGGGUAUGUUAUUGUUUUUCCAACAUCUCUCCCACUUUCUUGCUAGCUAGUUGAUUUUUCUCAGCAGCAGAAACUUACAAUGGCACAAAUUACAAAGAUGGAGACCGAAACAGAGAUCAAAUGCUCUGCAAACAAGUUCUACGAAAUCUUCCGGAGCAAAGUACACCUGAUGCCCAAGAUCUGCCCAAACUUGGUGAAAGAUAUACAACUACUCAAGGGUGACUGGGACUCCAAGGACUCAGUAAAGCAAUGGACUUAUGUUGCAGGAAAUUCUGAGGGGGUUAAGACAUCCGAAGCAAUAGAUGAAGAAAAUAAGUCGAUCACUUACAAAGCAAUAGAUGGAGAGAUUGCAAAGAACUACAAGGUAUAUAAGUCCACUGUGCAGGUUACGCCAAAGGGUAAUGGCAGCUUGGUGAAGUGGACUAUCGAAUAUGAGAAGGCAAAUGAGGAAGUCCCAACUCCUGACAAGUACUUCGACUUGGUGGUCAAUCUGUCAAAGGCAGUCGAAUCCUACCUUCUCAAUGCAUAAUACAAAAGGACAUAUCCUUCUGUACUAUUACUACUAGUAUAAUAAAGCUUUAAGUUUCAUGUAA
Molecule: messenger RNA, 689 nt
Organism: Corylus avellana
Lineage: Eukaryota; Viridiplantae; Streptophyta; Magnoliopsida; Fagales; Betulaceae
Product: MLP-like protein 31
Biological process (GO): defense response
Source: RefSeq, a predicted model, not a curated record